This is a messenger RNA of Erigeron canadensis, 1202 nucleotides long. RefSeq names its product rhomboid-like protein 11, chloroplastic. Bases 78 to 947 code for a protein of 289 amino acids. The record is from RefSeq and is a predicted model, not a curated record. Lineage: Eukaryota; Viridiplantae; Streptophyta; Magnoliopsida; Asterales; Asteraceae. Gene Ontology annotation, cellular component: membrane. The transcript is spliced from 7 exons. Gene Ontology annotation, molecular function: serine-type endopeptidase activity.
GUAUUUUUGAGAAAUAAAAGCUUUGCAAUAAAUCACCAAAUUACAAACGAAGCACCGCAAGAACAACCAUAAACAUUAUGUCGGAAAUGACAGUUAUGAGUAACCACUUUUUCAACAAACCACCCUUAUCAUCAUCAUCAUGUAAAGUUAUGCCUAUGAUAAUGAUACUUAAUAAUACUAAUAAUAAUAAUUACAAACCCUUAAAUUUUGAUUGCAAUCCUCGAUAUGUUUCUCGUAUGUUCAAUCGCCCUGUUAUCGUUCACCGGCUUCUACGAUCUCGGCUUCUUUGCACGAUGAAAGAUUCUGAUAUGAUAUCACAGCUGGAGCUUGGAAAACCGGGAGAAAGAAAGAAGCAAGACAAGCAAGUAAAUGGGGUAUUCUGGAUUCUACUAAUUAAUAUCGGAAUAUUCAUAGCAGACCAUGUAUUUCAGGUUCGUGACAUUAAAGCUUUGUAUUUAUACCACAAUUUUCCUGUUUGGUACCAGUUUGUGACAUCAACUUUCUGUCAUGCGAAUUGGAAUCAUCUGUCUAGCAACCUUUUCUUCUUAUAUAUAUUUGGAAAGCUUGUCGAAGAAGAGGAAGGAAAUUUUGGGUUGUGGCUAUCGUAUAUCCUAACGGGUGCUGGGGCAAAUCUUGUUUCAUGGCUUGUACUCCCAAGAAAUGCCGUCUCUCUUGGAGCCUCUGGUGCUGUAUUUGGUCUCUUUGCAAUUAGUGUUCUUGUUAAGCUCUCUUUUGACUGGAGGAAGAUUCUUGAAGUACUUAUAUUGGGUCAGUUUGUUAUCGAAAGGGUGAUGGAAGCAGCCCAAGCUUCAACAAGUUUUGCAAGCAGUAACAGUGCUCUACAGAAUGUUAAUCACAUAGCUCAUCUCUCUGGCGCUCUUGUUGGUGCAACUUUGGUAUGGAUCCUUAGCAGAGUUCCAUCCUCUCCUGCAGACCAAGACAAAUGAUAUAGCUAUAUAAUUAAAUUAACAUUCUUACGAUACAUACUAAACUAUUCUGUAAUUUUGCAACUUACAGUUACUUUAUCCUUGUCUAAUUUGCCUUUAUGUAUUUGCAAGGCACUUGAACCUAAACGCCCUGGUAAUAAGUAAUAGACGUAUGUGUAGGAACUUGUUAUGUAAAGUUGUGGCAUAGCUUCUAGUCUUUUAGAUUGCAUAUAUUUACAUUUAUUAAAAGUUUGGUACCUACAACAUACCAGUCUA